AUGGCUACUGCUAGAGACACGAUCGUCUGCGAUUAUGAAUAUAUGAAUGAUGCACAAACUGAUGAUGAACUCAAAUGUAGCAUAUGUACCGACCCAUUUCAAAAUCCUGUAACUAUUGAAUGCAAACAUACAUUUUGUCAGCAUUGCAUCGAAAAAUGGCUGAAAAGUGAUACCAGAUGUCCAAAAUGUCGUAGAAAAGCAAUUAAUGAUAAAGAUAAACAUAGAACAUCUCCCUGGUCUCCAGUCAAAGCAGAUGCUCUUAUUAAUCAACUCAAUCGACUUCUUAUUAGAUGCACACACUGUCAGCAGAUGAACAUUCAACGUGGCAACUUACUUGAUCAUCAAUCCAAGUGCACUAAGAUAUUGGUGCCAUGUCCAUCUGCACAUAAUCUAUGUCCCUGGACAGGCCCACGUAAUGAACAAGCCAAUCAUGUAGCCACAUGUUCGUUUCAACAGCUUGAACCCAUUCUCACUUUACUUCAAACUCGACUUGACAAAUCUACAGAAAUACAACAACUACUUGUUCAUGAACUCGAAAAACAGUUCUCUCUGAUUUGUUUUCUCUAUGCUUUCAUCAAUAAGGGAAAUUUGAUGAACACGAAGUGUAAACUAAUCAUGGGAUUGGGUUGUUCAUUGAAUGAUGAAAGCGACACUAGCAAGAAAAGGUUUCCAUGUGUUUUAUGUCGAAAACAGGUAUCAAAGGGUAAUGUGUCAUUUCACACAUGUCCAUCCAAUGAUGAUAGUGAUUAUAUAUGUCGCAAGUGUUAUGACAAAUGUUGUCCACUGGAAGACGAUGAAAGUGAUGAUGAUGAUGAAGAAGACAGCGACGACGAUAGUGAAGAAGACGACGAUGAUGAUUAG
This is a messenger RNA of Adineta steineri, 861 nucleotides long. The record is from the annotation of a GenBank genome assembly. Lineage: Eukaryota; Metazoa; Rotifera; Eurotatoria; Adinetida; Adinetidae.